AGUAUCAACAACGUCAUCUGGAGAGACCGUGAAUAGAAUUAAACCUGGAGGAUUAGAAUGAGAUACAACUCAAUUCUCGUGAAACGUUUGAGCAGUGCAGAGGAGCUUGUGAAAUAAUAAUUUAACUGCUGAACCUAGUUGAAUAUAAAGUGUCAGGUUACAAGGUUGGAAUCAGUAACAAUGGAAUUUGAGUAUGUGUUGUGAAGAACGUGAUCAUACAUCAUCAAAACUCAAUUAGUGAUGAAUCAUAUAUUAAUAACGAUAAGUUGAAUUUAUCCCGGCUCUUCCGUGCUCUUGUAUCAGAAAUUAACAUAAAGCUAGCUGCAACACCCGGAGUAAAGAAUAGUUUCUGUCAGGCUUCUCAGCUGUGCAUAGUUUAUAUACAUCAAACAUUGUCUAUCAAGUGAAUAUAAAACAUAUCCUACUGCUAACCGGAGUCAGUUUUAAAGAGCAGGGUUACAAUAAUAUCAGGGUGGAACAACAUGGAGCUACCAGUUCCAACAAUAGAUGAAGGAGGAGGGCUAACCUGUCAACACCCUGACGACAACGCUAAUCUUGUUCAAGACGAGAACUAUAACGAGGCUGCCAGUGAGGACAGUGGGAUGUCCUCGGUUAUCGGAGGCGAUGUCGGUCCAUCUUCCGAAGGUCAAGCUCCUGGAGGUCUUUUGAUUAUGCCGACCUCCCCUGUAUCCGUCACAACAGCCAGUAUGUCGGCUAGUGAUGAUAUGAUAGAAAAUGAGAAUGAGAUGUUGCGUGACAGGGUUGCAGAUCUAGAGAAGAGGGUUCAUGAUCAGAACGACGAGAUAACCUGUCUCAGAGCAACCCUGGCGGACUGUCUCCGGAGAAUAAACAGUCUUGAAACUAACAAGAGUCAUGUUCAAUUGAAUAGUUAUCCGUCCAGGACAAGAACAGAUGGAACUCAGAAAACUCCUCAAAGACGACCUAUGUCGGGUUCUUACUCAUCAAAUGAUUUUAACAGUGUUGCGCGAGCAGCUCAUGAAGCGAUUAAUAGAAGAGCGUCUUAUGCAUCCAACAGGGAUAAGGUUGGAUCUAAAACCAGCCUGUAUCAAUCCACAAACUCCCUUCACAAUGACGGACAAUCUUCCAAUUCCAUGUCCCCAGCCCCCUCCCCCUCCCCCACCACACAUCCAGUUCGUCAUCCCUCCCCAGGGGUUCAGAGACUUAGUACACCCCAGAGACCGUCAUCUGCAUCUACAGGUCUACAUAAGAAGUGGAGUUCUACAAGUGAUUUCAGGGAGCUUUCUCCGGGUCCAAACCAGAUAAGUAGACGAGGUUUAAACGCGGGAUCUCUUGCCAGUCUAAGAUCUCCUUUUGGCUCUCAGCAGAACCUAAACCGACACACAAGACACGGAACCAAAGAUGCUAAUUACAGCCCUGAGGACGGAAUAUUAAAGUUUCACCUGAGAGGGAGAGGAGUAAGUCUAAUCUGUGCAGCAUCUCAGUUGGAUAGUUUCAACCUGGCAAAGGUAAACCCUGCUCCGGCUCAGAAACUCAAGCUUGAGUGGGUAUACGGAUACAGAGGCAGAGAUGCAAGAGCAAACCUGCAUCUUUUACCAACAGGAGAAAUGGUUUAUUUUAUAGCUGCAGUUGUGGUCCUGUACAAUGUCGAAGAACAAAACCAAAGGCAUUAUCUAGGACACACACAGGAUAUUAAAUGCAUGAGUGUCCAUCCUAACAAGCUCCUGAUUGCUUCAGGGCAGGCGGCAGGCCUUGACAGACCUCAUAUAAGGGUUUGGAACUCUGUUUCUCUCCAAACCAUGCACGUUUUAGGAAUGAGCGAUUUUGAGAGAUCAAUUUGUUGCUUAUCCUUCUCCAAAGCUGACGGAGGAAACCUCCUGGUUGCAGUUGAUGAAGGAGAACAUAAUAUCUCCGUCUGGGAUUGGCAGAGGAGUGAGCGGGGACACAAGAUUACAGAAACUAAAUGUUCAACAGAAACCGUAGUUGCGGCCGAAUUUCAUCCUCUGGACGGACGGACGAUUGUUAUUGUUGGGAAGGGUUUCGUCAAUUUCUGGCAGCUCGACUCAACCACGCUCACCCUGUCUCGUAAAACCGGGAUCUUUGACCAGAGGGAUAAACCAAAGUAUGUGACAUGUCUCGCGUUCUCGUACACUGGUGACGUUAUAACCGGAGAUUCCAACGGGAACGUGUUUAUCUGGGGGCGAGGGUACAACGCUGUGACCAAGGUGAUGAGAAAGAUCCACGACGGACCUAUCUUCUCCAUCUGUGUUCUCAAGGAUGGAUCUAUCAUCACCGGAGGAGGAAAGGAUAGCAGAAUUGUUAAGUUUGAUACAAUGUAUAGGAAGGUUGGAGUUGAAGCUCAGCUCCCGGAGCAUCUUGGAUCCAUUCGGAUAAUUUCUCAGGGGAAGGGAAGCCAACUGCUGAUAGGAACCACUAAGAACAGUAUUCUCACAGGAAACUUUGAUCUGAACUUCCAGGAGAUUAUGGUCGGACACACAGGAGAGGUUUGGGCUCUCUCUACUAGUCCUAGCAAUCCACAGUUCAUCUCAGCAGGACAUGACAGGAUGAUUCAUCUCUGGGAUACCCUCUCCCAUAGUGUAGUGUGGAGCAACGAUGUCGGAGAACAGGCCCAGUCCGCCACCUUCUCCCCAGACGGAGAGGUCAUCGUGGUUGGGACCGUCACCGGGAAGUGGGUCGUCCUGGACGUGAACACCCGGGAGGUGUUCGGAGUUCACCAGGACGGAUCGGAGCCGGUUUUUGUGGUUAAAUUCUCUCCGGAUGGAAACCUCCUUGCUCUGGGUUCCAGAGACAAUGCUAUUUACAUGUAUCAGGUGCGGGACAACUACAGGAAGUUCAAUAGAUUGGGACGCUGUAUGGGACACUCCGGGUAUGUAACGAACCUGGAUUGGUCUGAGGACUCACAGUUUCUCCGAUCUAACUCCACAGAGUACGAGAUCUUGUAUUGGAGCGCAGCGGUCUGCAGAUCACUCCGGGACGUGGAGACAAUCCGAGAGAUAGGUUGGGUUACUAAUGAUUGUCCCCUGAGCUGGGGAAGCCUGGGUGUAUGGGGAGAGAACCAGGAUGCUCCUGAUGUUGGUUCAACGUCAAGGAAUCCGGAGAGAGAGUUGCUUGCCAGCGGAGACUCGUCAGGACGGGUUCGGAUCUAUACGUAUCCCGCAUCUCAACCUAAAAGUUUGAACCAUUCCUACACCGGGCACAGUAGUCCGGUCACAAAGGUUGCCUGGAUGACCGAUAGUAGUAAACUUAUUUCCGCAGGAGGAAAGGAUAAUGCUUUGCUGCAGUGGAACCUUAUUUAGGUUCUAGUUCCAGGAUCCAGGUUCCAGGUUCAAUAUAAACCUUGACCGGCUCCAACAUUAAAACUAUACAGCUUGGAAUAUAACCGAACUGCAGUGCAUCUUGCACAGGAUUAUUUUGCGAGUUUUAAACACAUAAUUGCAGAUUUGCAAUUAUAGAAUUUAUUUGGUCCAAAUUUUAGAAUUUUGUUUCCAAACCUAAUAUCCUGAAACAUACACCGUGAAACCAGUUUUAAAGGAGAAACAGCAUGCAUCAAUGAUCUAAUUUGAUAUUUUUAAAUUAAACUAAACAUUUGAUAAGUUGUGAAGAUCUGAAAAUAAAAAUACAAAACGAAGUGUUAAAAAUGUUAACAGACGUAGUGAUGUCGUCUUCAAUGUUAAAUGACUUGAUUAUUUAUGAAAUGUGUGAAUAUUUUUGAUCCUAAAUUAACCCUUGAGGUAUAAUUAUAUAAUUUUUAUUCUUC
This is a messenger RNA of Eurytemora carolleeae, 3757 nucleotides long. RefSeq names its product echinoderm microtubule-associated protein-like 2. Lineage: Eukaryota; Metazoa; Arthropoda; Copepoda; Calanoida; Temoridae. The record is from RefSeq and is a predicted model, not a curated record. The coding region runs from base 483 to 3296 and encodes 937 amino acids. Gene Ontology annotation, molecular function: microtubule binding. The transcript has 4 exons. Gene Ontology annotation, cellular component: mitotic spindle. Gene Ontology annotation, biological process: microtubule cytoskeleton organization.